AUGAACUUUAUUGUGGGACCCAAAGAGGAUAGGCAUCUCAUGACUGGUCUCCACACAGUUGCUGAUGUCCAGUGCGGUGACUGCCGUGAGGUGCUGGGUUGGAAGUAUGAACGAGCUUAUGAAGAAACACAGAAAUACAAGGAAGGAAAGUUCAUUCUUGAGAAGUCAAAAAUUGUCAAGGAAAACUGGGUGAACAAAAUAGGUGGAGAAGCUGGGAGUGCGUCCAAAUCCUCGGCCUCCCUCUCCCCCACUGUUUUGUCUCUCACAAGACAAAAAUGUCAGACUAUUUCCCCGGGGAAGUGCUUAAAAUCCUCCCCAAGCUCCCCCCGAAAUCACUCCUCCGAUUCAGGUGCGUGUCUAAAUCGUGGAGCUCCCUUAUCUCAUCCUCCGAUUUCAUUACAACCCACCUCACUCACUCCGCCACCGCAUCCCCCAACCUCCUCAUCAAGCAUUUCUCUCUCACUUCCAACCAAGAAAACUACUCUCUCUAGUCGGACUCCUCCACAACCCUCGAGAACCCUCUCAAUCUCAAAUGCCCAUUCAAACCCAGACCCAAAACCUUCUUCAGGCUGGUCUCAACCUGCCACGGCUUGCUCUCAUAAACCGGGUUCAUGGGAACCCAGUGCUGGUAUGGAGUCUCUGAUGUAUGGAACUGAAAAGGGUUACCUCGUUCCUCCUGAGGUCAAGGUAUUUUCUCUCAGUACCGGUUCUUGGAAACCCAUAAGCUCUAAUGUUCCACCCUAUAAUAUGUUGGAUUAUUGUUGGUCUUCUGUUUUCGUGAAUGGGGGGAUUCAUUGGCUGGGGUAUUCUCAUAGAAAGGACCGGGACCAGAGUUAUUGCAAUUUGAUAAUGGGGUUUAAUGUGGGUGAUGAGAUUUUUAAGGAUAUGAAUUUGCCCAAGUUGUUGGUCGAUGCGAACCCUUUCAAUUUAUCGAUUUCGGUUUGUGGCGAAAUGAUAACAGUGUUUCAAUAUGACAAUAGGCUGAAGAGUAAAAGAUGUUCUGUGUGGAUUAUGAAGGAGUAUGGUGUGGUGGAGUCUUGGAGCAAGCAAUUCACUAUUGAGAUUCCAAGUCUAGGUAGAGGGGUGUCUCUUGGAUUUAGGACGAAUGGUGAGCUGUUGAUGGCUAUNAUUUGUUAG
Messenger RNA from Ilex paraguariensis (yerba mate), 1137 nucleotides. The record is from the annotation of a GenBank genome assembly. Lineage: Eukaryota; Viridiplantae; Streptophyta; Magnoliopsida; Aquifoliales; Aquifoliaceae.